Thlaspi arvense is the source of this 4928-nucleotide messenger RNA. The record is from the annotation of a GenBank genome assembly. Lineage: Eukaryota; Viridiplantae; Streptophyta; Magnoliopsida; Brassicales; Brassicaceae.
GCGGAGGCUUUUGUCGUCAUCAUCAUCGUUCAUCCCGUUCAGGUUUUCAUACAAGCUCUACCUUUGACGACGAGGAAGUGUGGAUUUUGGGGGAAAUUUUACUUUUUAAAGUCGAUUAGCUCUUACAAGCUGGACCACAAUGGAGGAUUCAGAGAAAAGAAAAGAAAUAUUGAAAGCAAUGCGCAUGGAAGCUGCUGCACAGAACGAUGUUUCUACAGAGCCUGAAACCUCUAUGAACACAGGCCACCUUUCAAAUCCGUUGGCUGAGACAUCCACUCACCAGCAGGAAACAUAUGAAACACCAAGGUUCGAUUAUUACACGGACCCGAUGUCUGCUUAUUCCAGUUUCAAAAGAAGCAAGACUGCUCCUAAUCAACAACACAUCUCAUCUCCUCAAAUCAACCCUCCAGUGCCGCAGUUUCCACCAUCUGUUCCAGGAUCGUUGGGCAGUGACUAUCAGGCACAUGCCAAUCAUGGCGGUUUUCAAGCGGCUCAUUAUGAUGGUGAUAAUCGGUAUAGUGCACCUAGAGGGAUGGCACCAUCUCACAGAGGUUCACCCGUCGCUUGGAAUAACAACUUUAGGCCUCCACCAGUGAACCAUUUAGGUCAACCUCAAUGGGUACCUCGCCCUUUUCCAUUCCCUCAAGAAAGCCAUGAUAUGGGGAAUAAUAGAUUUGGUGGUCGAGGCAGCUACAACAACACCGCUCCACAAUUUCCCCACUACGGACGACAAAGUUCUAACUGGGCUGGAAACACGUAUCCUGGUUCAGGAAGGGGCAGAAGCCAAGGACGCGGUAUGAACAGAAGCUUUGGGAGAAAUGGAGGAAGAGGACCCACGGAAGGAGAUGCAAAACGAUUUUACUCGAAUUCCAUGGCUGAAGAUCCAUGGAAGUAUCUUAAGCCAGCCGUAUGGAAGAGCUGCUCAGAUGCCUCUAGCAGCAACUCAACAGGUCAACCCUGGCUUCCCAAUUCUAUAGCACCAAAGAAACCUGAAGCUUCCCACAAACCUAGCAAUAAUCAGCAGAGCCUUGCUGAGUAUCUUGCUGCUUCUCUGGAUGAGGCUACAUGCGAUGAGCCAAGCAAUUGAUCAGGGACAAUUUUUUGCUAAUGGAAAACACCAAAACCAAGCAUCUCGAGUACCAAUCAGGAUGCCCGGAAAGAUCACCGAUGACUAUUUCCGAACAGGUGUUGUUCCAUGGCUGGUGUUCAUUUUCUUAACGAGGCACAACAGAGAAUGAUGGUCCUCUUGAAGGUGCCUGUUGGGAGUAGAAUGGUUUGGCAAUCAGGGUUUCGACUCAGCUUUGGUUUUGGUUUUGGCGGAUUUCCGAUUUACGAAUCUAAUGAGGAUCCAAUUUGUAUGGUUUGGGUUCGGUUUUAAAUUAAAUACAUCUUUAGCUUUCAAACAAAAUUUAGACUGUGAUCAGAUCUUUUCUUCUUUUUUUGGCUCGGUUCAGAUUCGGUUUAGUUUUAUUUUUUUAUAGGAAAACUGACUUUAAUGAUUCGGUUAUUUCAAUUUGGUUUUGGAUCGAAAUAGGUUUGGCUACGAGAAAGGUGCACUUAUUAAUUGAAUCAAUCGGACAUGGACCAUGGAUCUACUACGCAUAUCAGUUCUCUCCCUCUCUCUCUAUCUAGAAAUGGAGGCAAACCCAGUGACAGAUGUCAAGAUCUCGUCGGUGGUACCUGCUUCUGUGACAGGUGAGAACAAGCCACGACAUCUCACGGCCAUGGACUUGGCCAUGAAGCUCCACUACGUCCGAGCCGUUUACUUCUUCAAGGGUACACGUGACUUCACCAUGGCUGAUUUGAAGGACAACAUGUUUCCUCUGCUCGAGCUCCAAUGUUAUGACCACGUGACCGGUCGGAUCCGGAUGCCUGACCACGACCCUUCUGCUCCAGCCAUACCUUACAUUCGCUGCAACGACAGUGGCACACGCAUUGUCGAAGCGAAAGUCGAAGAGUUCACGGUCGAGGAGUGGCUCGACUUGGACGACCGUUCCAUCGACCACCGGUUCCUUGUCUACGAUCACGUUCUUGGUCCUGAUCUUUUUUUCUCUCCACUCGUUUUCCUCCAGAUAACACAGUUCAAAUGUGGCGGGUUCUCUAUGGGGCUGACUUGGUCGCAUGUUCUAGGAGAUGUGCUUUCAGCAUCAACUUUCAUGAAAACAAUGGGACAAACACUGUCGAGUCAUGGCCCACCCAAAGUCGUUUACCCGAAAAAGCCCGAAGUGACCCCUCAUCAACCUCAUGAUCAAGGUGAUGUUGAUGAAGCGAUCUCCAUUAAAAAGAUAGAAUCGGUUGGGAAGUAUUGGUUACUUACUAAUAAAUGGAAGAUGGAGAGAUUUAUUUUCAACUUCAGCCUCGACCAAAUAGACCGUUUGAUGGCCAAGUGCGCGGCGGCGCGAGACCAACCAUUUUCGGAGGUUGAUAUUCUAUGUGCAUUGAUAUGGAGGUCGAUACUGAAUAUCCGUGGCGAAAGAGACACGAAUGUCAUAACGAUUUGCGACCGUAAAAUGUCUUCAACCUGUUGUUGGAAUGACGACUUGGUAAUAAGCGUAGUGGAAAGAAAAGACGAGACGGCUGAGAUAUGUGAACUAGCGGCGUUGAUCGCCGGCGGGAAAAGAGAAGAAACCGGCGUGAUCAAGCGGAUGGUAGAACAAGACAGAGGGUCUUCGGAUUUUAUCACUUACGGUGCAAAUCUAACGUUUGUGAAUCUUGACAUGGCGAAUAUGUGUGAGCUUGAGAUCAAAGGUAAGAAGCCUGAUUUCGUGAACUACACGGUUCACGGGGUCGGGGACAAAGGAGUUGUUUUGGUUUUACCCAAGGGAAAGCUUGCAAGGAGUGUAAGUGUGGUGUUGCCUGAACAAGACCUUGCAAAGCUCAAGGUUGAGCUCGAGAUGACUUCUUCUUUCGAUGCUUCCGCUUUGGCUAAGCAGCUCAAGUCAGUUUUGGGGAUUUCCCUCGACGAUUCGGUGUCCGACGAGGUGGUGCUUGCGAUUGCAAGCACGUCUUUGGCGCUAGUAGUUGGGUUCGCGGUGUUGCUAUGGAGGAAGGCGGCGUCGGAUCGGAGCCAGGAGGUGAAGCCUAUGAUGAUCCCCAAGUCUCUCAUGGCCAGGGACGAGGACGACGAUGAUGUGGAUUUGGGAUCCGGGAAGAGCAGAGUCUCCAUCUUCUUCGGUACUCAGACUGGAACAGCCGAAGGAUUUGCAAAGGAUGACUAUGCUGCCGAUGAUGACCAAUACGAAGAGAAACUGAAGAAGGAAACUUUGGCAUUCUUUUGUGUUGCUACUUAUGGAGAUGGAGAGCCUACUGACAAUGCUGCCAGAUUUUACAAAUGGUUUACGGAGGGGAAUGAAGGGGAUUUAAGGCUUCAACAACUAAAGUAUGGUGUGUUUGCUCUUGGUAAUCGACAGUACGAACAUUUUAAUAAGAUCGGGAUAGUUCUUGAUGAAGAGCUCUGUAAGAAAGGUGCAAAGCGUCUUAUUGAAGUUGGUCUAGGAGAUGAUGAUCAGAGCAUUGAGGAUGAUUUUAAUGCCUGGAAAGAAUCGCUAUGGCCUGAGCUAGACAAGCUCCUCAGAGACGAGGAUGAUACAAGUGUGGUAACUCCUUAUACAGCUGUUAUUCCUGAAUAUCGGCUGGUGAUUCAUGAUCCUAGUUUUACAACUGAGAAAUCAGUGGACGCGAAUGUUGCUAACGGAAAUGCUGCUAUUGACAUUCAUCAUCCCUGCAGAGUUGAUGUUGCUGUGCAGAGGGAGCUUCACACACCAGAAUCUGACCGGUCUUGUAUUCAUCUCGAGUUCGACAUAUCUGGCACUGGUAUUACGUAUGAAACAGGAGACCAUGUAGGAGUGUAUGCUGAGAAUCAUGCUGAAGUAGUUGAAGAAGCUGGGAAAUUGCUUGGCCACUCUGUAGAUUUAGUAUUUUCCAUACAUGCUGAUAAGGAAGAUGGCUCACCACUGGGGAGCUCGUUGCCGCCUCCCUUCCCUGGGCCAUGCACACUUGGUACUGGUUUGGCAAGAUACGCAGAUCUUUUGAACCCUCCUAGAAAGUCUGCGUUAGUUGCCUUGGCGGCCUAUGCCACUGAACAAAGUGAAGCCGAGAAACUUAAACAACUGACAUCGCCUGAUGGAAAGGACGAAUACUCGCAAUGGAUCGUUGCAAGCCAGAGAAGUCUUUUAGAGGUGAUGGCUGCAUUUCCAUCGGCAAAACCCCCACUGGGAGUGUUUUUUGCUGCAAUAGCUCCUCGUCUACAACCUCGUUACUACUCCAUCUCAUCCUCGCCGAGAAUGGCGCCAAGCAGAGUUCAUGUUACAUGCGCACUAGUAUACGGUCCAACUCCUACUGGUAGAAUCCACAAGGGGUUGUGUUCGACGUGGAUGAAGAAUGCAGUUCCCGCGGAGAAAAGCCGUGAAUGCAGUGGAGCUCCCAUCUUUAUUCGAGCAUCCAAUUUCAAGUUACCAUCCAACCCUUCAACUCCAAUCGUCAUGGUGGGACCUGGGACUGGCCUGGCACCUUUCAGAGGGUUUUUGCAGGAAAGGAUGGCACUAAAAGACGAAGGGGUAGAACUAGGAUCAUCGCUGCUCUUCUUUGGGUGUAGAAAUCGGCGAAUGGAUUUUAUUUACGAGGAUGAACUCAAUAACUUUGUUGAUCAAGGCGUGAUAUCUGAGCUCAUCGUGGCAUUCUCUCGUGAGGGAGCACAGAAGGAGUACGUUCAGCAUAAGAUGAUAGAGAAGGCAGCACAAGUUUGGAGUUUAAUAAAGGAAGAAGGAUAUCUCUACGUGUGCGGCGAUGCCAAGGGUAUGGCGAGAGAUGUCCACCGGACUCUACAUACCAUUGUUCAGGAGCAGGAAGGCGUGAGUUCGUCAGAGGCGGAAGCUAUAGUUAAGAAACUUCAAACUCAAGGAAGAUACCUCAGAGAUGUCUGUUUUUAA